GCAUUAAAAGAGAAGCAAAAAUAUGGAAAAAAGGAAGUUGAAAAAAGAAUUGCAAAAAAAGUAAGAAAAAUAUUAGAGGAAUAUUUUCUAGCUUGUAAAGCAGACAAAAGUGAUCACUAUACCGUGCAAGAUAUGUAUGAAGCUCUUCAGCAAAGGGUACUUGAGGAUGAAAUUGAGGCCGAAGCUAUUCCAAAAGUAUCUACUAUUCAAAGCUGGAUAGGCCAUUAUACUCGUCAAUAUCAUAAACAUGCAGCUCAGACAGCGUUAUCUUAUACCCAAAAACUGCCAACUGCUAGACUUUUCUUAAAUAAUCUACAAAAUUUUACCCCAAAUAAUACUAAUGAUUUUUACUGGUUUGGAGGUGGAUCAUGA
Molecule: messenger RNA, 372 nt
Organism: Racocetra persica
Lineage: Eukaryota; Fungi; Glomeromycota; Glomeromycetes; Diversisporales; Gigasporaceae
Source: the annotation of a GenBank genome assembly